Molecule: messenger RNA, 3392 nt
Organism: Hypanus sabinus (Atlantic stingray)
Lineage: Eukaryota; Metazoa; Chordata; Chondrichthyes; Myliobatiformes; Dasyatidae
Exons: 1
Coding region: 1283-3259 (658 amino acids)
Source: RefSeq, a predicted model, not a curated record
GGUCUUCUGUUUGUCGUGCCGGUGGUCUCGAUGUUCGUCUUCGCUCUUGCUCUCCGCCGGCCGUUUCUACCCCCUCUCACUGCACCUCUCUGCCCCGCUCUCUCUCCGUCUCCGUCUCUGCCUCUCUCUCCAUCUCUCUCUCUCUCUCUCUCUCUCUCUCUCUCUCCCUCUCCCCGUCUCUGCCUUGACCAUGUAUGUGUUUGUCCGAUUGUCCUUCUGAAUAAGUGUCUUGUCCCUCUCUCCUCCGUCUAGUGUGUGUCUAUCUCUCUGAGUGUGACUCUCUGUCUGUCCCUGACCCUGCCUCUGUCUCUCUCUCUCGCUCGCUCUGUUUCUCUGUCUGUCUAUACGCGUCUCUCCCUGUGACUGACACUCAGCUCUCUUUUUCUCACUCUGUGCCUGUGCGAGUCUCUCCCUGAGACUGACACACACGCACUCUCUUUCUCUCUUCUGUUUAUCUGUGUGUCUGUCUCACUAUGUGGUUUUCUCUCUCACCGCAUGUAUUUUUCUUUCUGCGUCUCUGUGUGCGCGUGCAUGUGUGACACUCUCUUGUUUUGCUGUCUCUCUCUCUGUGUAUAUAUCUCACUACGUGUGUGUCCCACUGUGUGCGUUUCUCUCUCUCUCUGCCUCCUUCUGUGUUUGCAUUCACCUGUGUACCUGUUUCACUUUGCAUUUCUGUCUUUCUCCUUUCACAUGCUGUCUCUCCCCCGCACACGAUGUCUUUCACUCAUAAGCUCCCCUUUACACGCUCUCUCCUUCACACGAUCUGUUCCUUACACGCUUUCUCUCCCUCACAUGCUCUCUUUCACACACUUACUCCCUCUCCCUCUCUCCCUCUUCCCCUCCCCCCACCCCCCGAUGGGAGGGAUUGAACGGGUAAACUGGAAGAUUAGAGACAUAGGCUCUUGCACACAGGGAGGGAGCGGCUGGCGAGCACACGUGUGAUUUUCUGUAUUCAGCCACUUUAUCUGUUCUCCCCCGUCUGGGCCAGCGAAUGUUAACUCUUUCCUCCAGCACUUGUGGUUGUGCAUUGUGGCUAGUCUAAACGAUCGUGCAUGUGUGUGCGUGCGAGAGCGAGUGAAGGUGUUUCAAAGCUGUUUCAACCAGUAUCUGUGUAACAGGACCUGGGUAUUUCACCAUUUUACUUGUCGUGUUUAUUUCGGCUGCUGUCCGAGACUCGAUUCAUCGAAAGAUCUUUACGAUCAGGAUUUUUUUCUCUGUGUUCAUUUUGAAGUCGCUACCCUUCCCACUGUAUGAGGCAACCUCCUCUCUGUCCCUGGGCAGAAUGGUGUUCCCUCCUCCACCAACACAGCACUACCCCCGUCUCGCUCUUCCAGCAACAUGGCGCUGUCCUCACAGCUCCUCCAGCAACACGAGACACCCUCGUCCCCUCUCCUCCAGGAGCGAGGCGUUUCCUCCUCUUUGCUCCUCUGGCAACGCAGCGUUCCCUCGUCCCCGCUCCUCCUGGAACGAGGCAUUCCCUCGGCUCCUCUCCACCAGCAACGCGACGUACCCUCGGCCCCACUCCUCCAGGAACGAGGCGUUCCCUCCUUCCCGCUCCUCUGGCAACGCGGCGUUCCCUCGUCCCCACUCCUCCAGGAACGUGGCGUUCCCUCGUCCCCGCUCCUCCAGGAACGAGGCGUUCCCUCCUUCCCGCUCCUCUGGCAACGCGGCGUUCCCUCGUCCCCACUCCUCCGGUAAUGCGGCGUUCCCUCGUCCCCACUCCUCCGGCAACGUGGCAUUCCCUCGUCCCCGCUCCUCCAGGAACGAGGCAUUCCCUCGUCCCCGCUCCUCUAGGAACGAGGCGAUCCCUCGACCCCGCUCCUCCAGGAACGAGGCGUUCCCUCGUCCCCGCUCCUUCAGGAAUGAGACGUUCCCUCGUCCCCGCUCCACCAGGAAUGAGGCGUUCCCUCGUCCCCUCUCCUCCAGGAACGAGGCAUUCCCUCGUCCCCCCUCCUCCAGGAAUGAGGCGUUCCCUCGUCCCCUCUCCUUCUGUAACGCGGCGUUCCCUCGUCCCCACUCCUCCAGGAACGUGGCGUUCCCUCGUCCCCAUUCCUCCAGGAACGAGGCGUUCCCUCGUCCCCGCUCCUCCAGGAACGAGGCGUUCCCUCCUCCCCGCUCCUCCAGGAACGAGGCGUUCCCUCCUCCCCGCUCCUCUGGCAACACGGCGUUCCCUCGUCCCCACUCCUCCGGCAACGCGGCGUUCCCUCGACCCCACUCCUCCAGGAGUGAGGCGUUCCCUCGUCCCCACUCCUCCAGGAACGAGGCGUUCCCUCAUCCCCUCUCCUCCAGGAACGAGGCAUUCCCUCCUCCCCGCUCCUCUGGCAACACGGCGUUCCCUCAUCCCCACUCCUCCAGGAACGAGGCGUUCCCUACUCCCCGCUCCUCCAGGAACGAGGCGUUCCCUCCUCCCCGCUCCUCUGGCAACACGGCGUUCCCUCGUCCCCACUCCUCCAGCAACGCGGCGUUCCCUCGACCCCACUCCUCCAGGAGUGAGGCGUUCCCUCGUCCCCACUCCUCCAGGAACAAGGCGUUCCCUCGUCCCCUCUCCUCCAGCAACGUGGCAUUCCCUCGUCCCCACUCCUCCAGGAGUGAGGCGUUCCCUCGUCCCCACUCCUCCAGGAACGAGGCAUUCCCUCGUCCCCACUCCUCCAGGAACGAGGCGUUCCCUCGUCCCCACUCCUCCAGGAACGAGGUGUUCCUUCGUCCCCACUCCUCCGGCAACGCGGCGUUCCCUCGACCCCACUCCUCCAGGAACGAGGCGUUCCCUCCUCCCCGCUCCUCCAGGAACGAGGCGUUCCCUCCUCCCCGCUCCUCUGGCAACACGGCGUUCCCUCGUCCCCACUCCUCCGGCAACGCGGCGUUCCCUCGUCCCCACUCCUCCGGCAACGCGGCGUUCCCUCGACCCCACUCCUCCAGGAGUGAGGCGUUCCCUCGUCCCCACUCCUCCAGGAACAAGGCGUUCCCUCGUCCCCUCUCCUCCAGCAACGUGGCAUUCCCUCAUCCCCACUCCUCCAGGAGUGAGGCGUUCCCUCGUCCCCACUCCUCCAGGAGUGAGGCGUUCCCUCGUCCCCACUCCUCCAGGAACGAGGCGUUCCCUCGUCCCCACUCCUCCAGGAACGAGGCAUUCCCUCGUCCCCACUCCUCCAGGAACGAGGCAUUCCCUCCUCCCCGCUCCUCUGGCAACACGGCGUUCCCUCGUCCCCACCAGGAACGAGGCGUUCCCUCCUCCCCUCCCUCGUCCCCGCUCCUCCAGGAAUGAGGCAUUCCCUCCUCCCCUCCCUCGUCCCCGCUCCUCCGGCAACGCAGCGUUCCCUCCUCCCCGCUCCUCCAGGAACGAGGCGUUCCCUCCUCCCCACUCCUCCGGCAAUGCGGCGUUCCCUCGACCCCGCUCC